Gossypium raimondii (Peruvian cotton) is the source of this 1507-nucleotide messenger RNA. RefSeq lists its product as uncharacterized. Gene Ontology annotation, molecular function: microtubule binding. The coding region runs from base 162 to 1145 and encodes 327 amino acids. Gene Ontology annotation, biological process: microtubule cytoskeleton organization. Lineage: Eukaryota; Viridiplantae; Streptophyta; Magnoliopsida; Malvales; Malvaceae. The transcript is spliced from 6 exons. Gene Ontology annotation, cellular component: cytoplasmic microtubule. The record is from RefSeq and is a predicted model, not a curated record.
UUUCCUUUUAAAAUAGCCUAUACGGUGUCGUUUGAAUUUUGACUUUAUUUAAUUAUUAUAUAUAUAAAAAAUAGUCUCUCCGUUUUCACUGGGCAGUCUUAAAUGCAAGUCACGGUGUUUGCUGAUCACAUUGCUUUCUCUCUCUACUGACUUUAAUUUCUAUGAUGUCGGGGAAUGCUCUAAGAGAUCUCAAUACUUUACCUGCAUCCGAGAGAAAGAAUGACAGCUCUAGUAAAGGUAAUUUUACUAAGACUUGCAAUGGAAACACAAUUGAAAAUGUUGAAGAGCUGCAGAAGAAAAACCCUUCCUCUGUUUGCAUAAACGGAGGUGAAACUAUAAAUGCUGCGGUAGAGGUAGCUAAUUCGGAAGUUGAAUAUAUUGAGUCUGAGAACUUGGGUGAUCUAGAAGAUGUUAAUACCUGUCUUGAGAAGCUCUUACCUGGACUUGAAUCCAAAGAUUGGGUUUUGGUUGUUGAAACUCUCAACAAUGUUCGCCGAUUAUCAAUAUUCCAUAGGGAAGAAAUGCAUAGUAUGCUGGGUGAUUUGAUCCCACUUGUAGUCAAAUCCUUGAAGAAUCCAAGAAGUGCUGUUUGUAAAACUGCAAUUAUGACAUCUGCAGACAUCUUCAGUGCAUAUAAUGAUGAUUUGAUUGAGUUUUUGGAUCCCCUGCUUGUACAGCUUCUUCUUAAGUCUUCACAAGACAAAAGGUUUGUAUGUGAGGCAGCUGAGAGAGCUUUAGAGGUCAUGACUACUUCUGUCUUCCCUAUGUCGUUGUUGCCCAAGUUGCAACCCUAUCUUAAGAACAGAAAUCCACGAAUUCGGGCUAAGGCAUCGAUGUGCUUUAGUCGCAGUGUUCCACGACUGGGUGUUGAAGGAAUUCAAGAAUAUGGAAUCGACAAACUGAUACAAGUAGCUGCAUCACAGCUUAGUGACCAGCUCCCAGAGUCUCGUGAGGCUGCUCGAACCCUUCUAUUAGAGCUGCAAACUGUAUAUGAGAAAUCCAAUGGACUCUCAACAACAAUACCCGAACAACCAGAGAUGAACUCUUGGGAGCAUUUUUGUCAGUCAAAACUCUCUCCUUUAAGUGCACAAGCAGUGCUUCGGGUGACAAACAUAGCUCGCGAAGGCCUCGUUAUUGGUUCCUAACAGUGAGUUCUUAUAUACAUGUGUGUAGCAGGUAAUGUUAUCUUCUUUUUUAUUUUCAAUUUACCCACAUAUAUGAGAUUUAGUGUGCAGACUGCAGAGUCUACACACCACAGUCACCUUUUAUUGCUUUGGUUUUGGUUUUAUCUUUUAUUUUAUUUUUUCCUUGUAAAUCCUCUUGAAUCAUCGAGAUGUCUUCGAUCGUGGUUAAGAAGUAGUAUAAAUAUGAUUGAGCCUUCUUUCUUUGUUAUGGUAGAUGUUACAUAAUGUAUGUAAAUACAUAUUUGGGUGACUUUAUGAUUGCAAUUGCAGAUCUAAAAGACCCAAAUAAUUUAUGUGAAUCAAUAUUGAGUGCUGGUUUAAGA